AAAUUGGCCAUUGCAGCUCCCAGACUUUGCAUUAAGCGGCAGCUAGAAACCUAGUACACCUCUCUCCUGCGUCAACCGAACACACCUUCGCUAUGGCCCCAGACCUGGGUAAAGCCGGCUCCACCGACAUUCUCACCGGGCUCCAAGGCGACUCCCGGUCAUCUGCUUUCGCACUCAAAGGCCGCAACCUCACCGUAUGCGGCCACCAAUUCCUUCUGGAUGUCCCUCCCAACAUCGUCCUCAGCCCGUCCUCCACCACUUGCGAGGGCAAGGACCAGGGCCAGAGCCAGGGAGCGGGCGACGAAAGCGGAUGCUUCGUGGGGUUCGCGAGCGACACCCCCGAGAGCAGGCAUGUCGUGCCGCUGGGCCGCCUGCUAGGCAUUCGGUUCAUGAGCAUCUUCCGGUUCAAGGUGUGGUGGACAACCCAUUGGGUGGGCAACAGGGGCAGCGACGUGGAGCACGAGACCCAGAUCCUGAUGCUCGACCACUCCCGACAGUCCGGUCGUCCCUAUGUGCUCCUCCUCCCCCUCAUCGAGGGGGCCUUCCGGGCAUCCCUCCAGCCUGGGGAGGAGGAGUACGUGGACUUGUGCGUGGAGAGCGGGUCCACGCGGGUGAGGAGUUCCGAGUUCCGGAGCUCCCUCUACAUGCACGCUGGAGACGACCCCUUCGCGCUCGUCAAGGACGCCGUGAGGGUGGUGAGGUCCCACUCGGGCACUUUCAAGCUCCUGGAGGAGAAGACGCCACCGGGCAUCGUCGACAAGUUCGGGUGGUGUACCUGGGACGCCUUCUACCUGAAGGUGCACCCGGAGGGCGUGUGGGAGGGGGUGAAGGGCCUGGCGGAGGGCGGUUGCCCCCCGGGGCUCGUCCUCAUCGACGACGGCUGGCAGUCCAUCUCCCACGACGACGACCCCACGGAUGAGGAAGGCAUGAAUCGGACGUCCGCGGGGGAGCAAAUGCCCUGCAGGCUGAUCAGGUUCCAGGAGAACUACAAGUUCCGAAACUACAAGAGCAAGAGGACCGACUCCGCCUCCGACACCGGCAUGGGGGCGUUCGUGAGGGACCUGAAGGCCGCCUUCGGGAGCGUGGAGCACGUGUACGUGUGGCACGCGCUGUGCGGCUACUGGGGAGGGCUGAGGCCGCGGACGCCGGGGCUGCCACCGGCCGAGGUGGUGAAGCCGAGGCUGUCCCCGGGUCUGCAGAUGACGAUGGAGGACCUGGCGGUGGACAAAAUCGUUAACAACGGUGUGGGGCUGGUGCGGCCAGAGAGCGCCGCAGAGCUCUUCGAGGGGCUGCACUCCCACCUGGAGUCGGUGGGCAUCGACGGCGUGAAGGUGGACGUCAUUCAUUUACUGGAGAUGCUCUGCGAGGAUUACGGCGGGCGAGUGGAGCUGGCCAAGGCCUACUACCAAGGGCUCACCGACUCGGUGAAGAAGCACUUGGGAGGCAACGGCGUCAUCGCCAGCAUGGAGCACUGCAACGAUUUCAUGUUCCUCGGCACCCACUCCGUCUGCCUCGGCCGAGUCGGGGAUGACUUCUGGUGCACCGACCCGUCGGGCGACCCCAACGGCACCUUCUGGCUGCAGGGGUGCCACAUGGUGCACUGCGCCUACAACAGCCUGUGGAUGGGCAACUUCAUCCACCCCGACUGGGACAUGUUCCAGUCCACCCACCCCUGCGCUGCCUACCAUGCCGCCUCCCGCGCCAUUUCCGGCGGCCCCAUCUACGUCAGCGACUCCGUCGGACACCACGACUUUGACCUCCUCAAGCGCAUGGCCUUGCCCGACGGCACCAUCCUGCGCUGCGACCACUACGCUCUCCCGACCAGGGAUUGCCUCUUCGAGGACCCGCUGCACGACGGCAAGACCGUGCUCAAGAUCUGGAACUUGAACAAGUUCACCGGCGUCCUUGGAGCCUUCAAUUGCCAAGGCGGGGGAUGGUGCCGCAAAGCCCGGAGGAACAAAUCUGCAGCCGAGUUUUCACGCACCUUAACGGUGACGACAAGCCCGAUGGACAUCGAGUGGCAGAACGGAAAGAAGCCGUUCCCGGUGGAGGGGGUGGAAUUGUUUGCGGUGUAUCUGUCGCGAGCUGGGAAGCUAAUGCUGCUUAAGCCGACAGAGACGGUGGAGGUCACCCUGGAUCCAUUCGGGUAUGAGCUGCUCACAGUGUCUCCGGUGAAGGCGCUACCGUCCAAGAAAGCCGUCUGGUUUGCUCCCAUCGGGCUGGUGAACAUGUUGAAUUCGGGUGGCGCCAUCCAGGCGCUCCAAGUGGAGGGUUCCAAGGUGAAGAUGGAGGUGAAGGGAGCGGGUGAAAUAAAGGCCUUCGCAUCGGCGAGGCCCGUCGAAUGCCGGAUAAACGGAGAGGAAGCAGGGUUUGUGUACAAGGAGAACAUGGUGGACUUGCAGGUUCCAUGGUCGGGAUCGUCCUCUAAGAUGUGUCUCAUCGAUUACACCUUCUAGUUUGCUGGUCAGUGACAGGCCGCUGAUCCUGUGUAAAUAAUGAUACAACUCUUUUUCUUCCUCCCUCUGUUCUUCUAACUUCUCCUGUAUCGAUCAUGAUUCCAAGUAGUAGAAGGCCAAUGAUAUGACUCUUUUUCUUCCUCUGUUUUA
Musa acuminata subsp. malaccensis (wild Malaysian banana) is the source of this 2606-nucleotide messenger RNA. RefSeq names its product galactinol--sucrose galactosyltransferase. The record is from RefSeq and is a predicted model, not a curated record. Gene Ontology annotation, molecular function: galactinol-sucrose galactosyltransferase activity. NCBI's taxonomy places the organism in Eukaryota, Viridiplantae, Streptophyta, Magnoliopsida, Zingiberales, Musaceae.